UUAGAGGUUGAUAGCAAUAGCCUUUAGAACUCCAUUGAUUCAUCUUUGUUUCUAUUGGAUUUGCCACGCCAUUGCAUGCAACUAUGGCAGCUGAAAGAGCAAAGCAUAUGAGUCUUAUUUAUUUGCAAUUAUUUCUUGGAUUGGUUUUCUUCUCUUGCAUUGCUUUCUCUAAGACUGUGGUGACUACUCUUCCUGGUUUUGAUGGGGAUCUUCCCUUUCAUCUUGAAACUGGUUACAUUGGCGUCGGAGAAUCCAAUGAGUCGCAGCUAUUCUACUAUUUUGUAGAGUCUCAAAGAAGCCCAGCGCUUGACCCUCUAAUGCUUUGGCUCACUGGAGGGCCUGGUUGCUCUGUUCUCUCUGCCUUCUUCUACGAAAGUGGUCCUGUAGCAUUUGAUUAUUCUAAUUACAAUGGAAGCUUACCAUCCCUGCAUUUGAAUCCUUUUGCAUGGACACAGGGCAUCAAUAUAAUAUAUGUCGAUGCACCAAUUGGAACUGGAUUCUCCUACUCUACAACCCAAGAAAAUUACUAUGUUGAUGACAUCAAGUCUGCUGCACAGACCUAUGAGUUUUUAAAAAAGUGGUUACUUGACCAUCCUCAGUAUCUUACAAAUCAACUAUUCAUUGGUGGUGAUUCCUAUUCAGGCAUUCCCCUUCCAAUUGUAGUACAAAAUAUACUUGAUGGUAAUGAAGCUGGAGUUCCACCCACUAUGAAUCUGAAAGGAUAUAUACUUGGGAACCCUAAGACAGAUGACUUCAUUGAUGAGAACUCGGUAGUUCCAUUUGUUCACAGAUUGACACUCAUAUCAAAUGAACUCUACAAGUCCACCAAAGAAGAUUGUGGUGGAGAUUAUGUGAACAUAAAUGCAAGCAACACAGACUGUGUUUCAGAUAUCAAUACCAUUGAUGAGUUGAUUCUUCAAAUAAACCUGAUGCAAGUUCUGGAGCCUAUUUGCCAAACUGCAAAACCAAGAGCAAGAGGACUCAGAAGAAUCGGAGGAAGAAGAUCUCUCAAUGAAGAGGACCUUGAAAGUAUUUCCAUUUCCAAGCUUAAUAGUGCAUAUUGGUGUCGGGAAUAUAACUAUGUGCUCUCUGGUGUUUGGGCUAAUGACAAAAGUGUUAGGGAUGCUCUUCGAGUUCGGGAGAACACAACUGGAGUUUGGAAGAGGUGCAAUGCUUCCUUAGCCUAUACAAAGGAUGUCUCAAGCACAGUUGAUUACCAUAGAAAUCUCAGCAAGCAAAGCCUUCGAGCUCUUAUAUACAGUGGUGAUCAUGACUUGUCUGUACCUCACAUAGGCACAGAAAACUGGAUUCAUUCACUUGAUUUGACCACCAACGAAUACUGGAGGCCAUGGUUUGUAGAUGGUCAAGUCGCUGGUUACACAGAGAAGUACAUGAAUGGUGACUUCACUCUCAUAUAUGCUACUGUGAAGGGGGCGGGUCAUGUUGCUCCAGAGUACAAACCAAAGGAAUGUUAUUCCAUGAUUGAUCGCUUCUUUGCUUAUUUCCCUCUCUAAUGGAAAAAGAGAUAUAUGAGUUUUCCAAGCAUAAUUUUGAUGUAUUAAUCCACAACUUAAGAUUUCAAGGAUCCAUUUUUAUGCUCUUAGCAGGCUAGGCGUUGUAUUUCUUUAUUGCAACAUACAGAGUAUGCUGAGACCAAAGUUAAUGGGCAAGAAAAUGAGAAAAGAUAUAAAUAAAUAAAAGACAUUUUUUAACUAA
Hevea brasiliensis (rubber tree) is the source of this 1716-nucleotide messenger RNA. Its product is annotated as serine carboxypeptidase-like 18. The transcript has 14 exons. Gene Ontology annotation, molecular function: serine-type carboxypeptidase activity; acyltransferase activity, transferring groups other than amino-acyl groups. The coding region runs from base 84 to 1514 and encodes 476 amino acids. The record is from RefSeq and is a predicted model, not a curated record. Gene Ontology annotation, biological process: proteolysis; secondary metabolic process. Lineage: Eukaryota; Viridiplantae; Streptophyta; Magnoliopsida; Malpighiales; Euphorbiaceae.